Messenger RNA from Diachasmimorpha longicaudata, 1441 nucleotides. RefSeq names its product gustatory receptor for sugar taste 43a-like. Bases 19 to 1236 code for a protein of 405 amino acids. The record is from RefSeq and is a predicted model, not a curated record. Gene Ontology annotation, cellular component: membrane; axon; neuronal cell body. Gene Ontology annotation, biological process: sensory perception of taste; male courtship behavior; chemosensory behavior. Lineage: Eukaryota; Metazoa; Arthropoda; Insecta; Hymenoptera; Braconidae. The transcript has 4 exons.
UGUAGCCUUCCGCAGAGCAUGGCAUUCUCUAAAAUGGCUUCGGAACAUAAUUAUUCAAAAAUCGCUUUUGUCAUGUACCAACUCAUCCAUAUAACAUCCACACUACUGGGUCUCGCCCCGUGCAGUGUAAAAAUCUCAACUCCUUCAGCUCCAGAAGUUGGAUUUACCUGUUUAUUCUCUCAUUCGCGAGUGAAAUGUUUCUACAACAUUCUCCUGAUUGGAUUAUACAUCGCAAUAAUGGUUCGGAGUGUGCCAGCUCUAAAUAACGUACAGUAUCCGAAUAAUUCUUCGGUUGGAAGAAUGAUCGGAUUGGCUCUCGGGAUAAUGGGCAAUGCGAUACCCACUGUGAUCAUCAUCUACUAUUUGAUUUUCCAGAGAGAUAUCAUUCGAAUUGGCAAUCAAAUGAAUCAGUUUGAUAAAACAUACGGUGCGAAACUCAUUGCGAAAAGCGACAGGGGCAUUGGAAAUUUAAAAAUAUAUGCCAUAGUUGUAAUUAUAUUCGUCAUUUGGAUUGGGGUGUUAAUAACAGAAUAUAUGUUACCACAAGGUAUGAUUUACAUCGUUACCUCGAGUUUGAAUGAAGGAUUUGUCAGCUGGUUGUUAGUUCAAUACAGUUUAGUGAUUCAUGUUCUUGAAAAUCGAAUCAGGGGUCUCAAUAAGGCCCUCCUUGACUCGGCUGUACACGUGACGGUCUUCACAGAGGGUCCACUUGUUCGGAGAAGUGUUGCAAGCGACAGUUUGAUCAUUCAGAAUCUAAUAAUGAUUAAAAAAGCCCGUAAUUAUGUCCUCAAGCUUUCCCGACAAAUUUCCAAAUUUUACACUUUCCCAGUUUUACUCAUCAUUUGUUAUUGCUGUUGCUCUUGUAUCGACACUGGUUACUUUUAUAUUAUGACUCUAAUGCUACCGGAGAAGAAAGGUGAUAAUAAUGUUUUAAUUGAUGCCAUAUUUUGCGUUCUCAUGAACUUCUAUCCAAUCAUCAUUUUGAGCACUAGUGUCAACAGUUUCCAAGCUGAGACGGAACACACUGCUGACAUUGUUUAUGAUAUGAUGGAGACCUGUGCAGCACACAAGGAUGUCGAGUUAUCGUUAAAUAAUUUUGCUGUUGAAUUGUUACACAAAAAAGUAUCAUUCAAUGCUUGCGGGCUUUUUUCAUUAGACUGCACACUAUUGCAUUCAAUAUUAGCGAUGAUUGCGACCUAUCUGUUGAUUCUUGUACAAUUUAAACCACUCGGGUAAUCGAUAAACUCAACUGAUUCUUUCUCAACAGAAAUAUACGGAUAUAUUAAUUUUGAAAAAUGUGCAGUCAUGGCUAUGUAUUUCACAAUUAAAAAAUAUCGGAGCUUAUCGAGAAAUUCAUUAAUUAAGUCUCUUUAAUAUUGGGUUGCUAGAUUUUCAAAGUUAUCUCAUUUAUGUUGAGAUGUUCGAGAUUAUCUAGGUCUCC